Molecule: messenger RNA, 1339 nt
Organism: Carcharodon carcharias (great white shark)
Lineage: Eukaryota; Metazoa; Chordata; Chondrichthyes; Lamniformes; Lamnidae
Product: gastrula zinc finger protein XlCGF57.1-like
Exons: 1
Biological process (GO): regulation of transcription by RNA polymerase II
Molecular function (GO): DNA-binding transcription factor activity, RNA polymerase II-specific; RNA polymerase II cis-regulatory region sequence-specific DNA binding
Source: RefSeq, a predicted model, not a curated record
AAUAGCAUCACACCAUUCACAGCGGGGAGAAACUGUACACGUCUUCUCUGUGUGGACGAGGCUUCAACUGAUCAUCAAACUUGGAGAGACACAGGGACACCUGCACCGUGGAGAAACCGUGGAAAUGUGAGGACUGUGGGAAAGGAUUCAAUUGUCCAUCCAAACUGGAAAUCCAUCGACGCAGUCACACUGGGGAAAGGCUGUUCACCCUGCUCCAAGUGUGGGAAGGUAUUCAAGUGGUUAUCCCACCUGCUGAGACACCAGCAAGUUCACACUGGAGAGAGACCAUUCACCUGCUCCCAGUGCGGGAAGGGAUUCACUCGGUCAUCCCAUCUGCUGAGACACCAGCAAGUUCACACUGGAGAGAGACCAUUCACCUGCUCCGAGUGUGGGAAGGGAUUCACUCGGUCAUCCCACCUGCUGACACACCAGCGAGUUCACACUGGAGAGACACCAUUCACUUGCUUCCAGUGUGGGAAGGGAUUCACUCAGUCAUCCCACCUGCUGAUACACCAGCGAGUUCACACUGGAGAGAGACCAUUCACCUGCUCCGAGUGUGGGAAGGGAUUCACUCGGUCAUCCCACCUGUUGACACACCAGCAAGUUCACACUGGAGAGCGACCAUACACUUGUUCCCAGUGUGGGAAGGGAUUCACUCGGUCAUCCCACCUGUUGACACACCAGCAAGUUCACACUGGGGAGAGACCGUUCACCUGCUCUGAGUGUGGGAAGGGAUUCACUCGGUCAUCAAACCUGCUGACACACCAGAGGCUUUACACUGGGGAAAGACCAUUCACCUGCUCCCAGUGUGGGAAGGGAUUCACUCAGUCAUCCCACCUGCUGACACACCAGCAAGUUCACACUGGAGAGAGAGCAUUCAACUGCAUGGUAUGUGGGAAGGGAUUCACUGGCUCUUCUAACCUACUGACGCACCAACAAAUUCACACUGAGGAAAGGCCAUUUAGUUGUACUUCCUGUGGAAAGAGAUUCAGGACUUUAUUCAACCUCAAAGUGCACCAGCGAAUUCACACUGGGGAGAGGCCUUUCGCCUGCUCUGAGUGUGAGAAAGGAUUCACUCAGUCAUCCCACCUGCUGAAACACCAGCGAAUUCACACAAGGAGAGGCUGUUCACCUGUACUUCCUGUGGAAAAGGGAUUCAGCCUUCAUUCCGCCUCAGUGUACACCAGUGAAUUCACAUUGGAGAGAGACCAUCCACCUGCUCCGAGUGUGGAAAGGGAUUCACUCAUUUAUCCAACCUGUUGAGACACCAGCGAGUUCACACUGGGGAGAGGCUGUUCACAUUCUCCGAAUGGAGGAAGGGAUUCACUUGGUCAUCCCA